AAAUAAUGGUGCAAGUAGAGGAAAAUAAAGUAAUUGCCAUCGCCGAUGUGUUAAACAACCGUGAGCGACCUCUCAAGGAACGAUUUCGUGCAUUAUUUACGCUGCGGAACAUUGGCGGUGAACGUGCACUCGAGUCCAUCGGUCGGUGUUUUGAUGAUGAGUCGGCAUUGCUGAAGCACGAGCUGGCCUACUGUCUGGGCCAGAUGCAAGACGUUCGAGCCAUUCCUAUGCUAACCCGUGUGCUUGCAGACGUACAGCAAGAACCGAUGGUAAGACACGAGGCCGCAGAAGCGCUCGGUGCCAUUGGGGACAGCUCGAUCGAGGAAACGUUGGUCAGCUUCAGCAAGGAUCCCGUGAUAGAGGUUGCAGAAACGUGUGAAAUUGCACUCGAACGGGUACGGUGGUUGAAGGAAAAGAAAGCGAAGGAAGCACUGAAAGACAACAACCCGUACGCAUCGGUCGAUCCUACGCCACCGGCCGCUUCCAAGAGUGUCGAAGAGUUGAAGCAAAUCCUCAUGGAUGAAUCGGAUACGCUUUUUAACCGAUAUCGAGCUAUGUUUGCACUGCGUAAUUUGCGCACCGAGGAAGCAACGCUGGCGCUGGCCACCGGGCUGAAAGGUAAAAGUGCACUCUUCCGGCACGAAGUUGCAUUCGUGCUGGGACAGCUACAGGAAGAAUGUAGUGUACCGUUUUUGAUUGAAAGUUUGCGCGAUCCGGCCGAAAACGAAAUGGUGCGACACGAGUGUGCGGAAGCGCUUGGAGCGAUUGCGACGGACGAGUGUACCCGGGUGCUGAACGAAUUUCUGCGGGACGAAAAGCGCGUGGUAAAGGAAAGCUGCGAAGUAGCGUUGGAUAUGUGCGAGUAUGAAAACAGUCCCGAGUUUCAGUACGCCGAUACGCUCGUAAAGGUGAAUGAAGUGUAA
Anopheles maculipalpis is the source of this 923-nucleotide messenger RNA. RefSeq names its product deoxyhypusine hydroxylase (gene nero). The coding region runs from base 6 to 923 and encodes 305 amino acids. The record is from RefSeq and is a predicted model, not a curated record. Lineage: Eukaryota; Metazoa; Arthropoda; Insecta; Diptera; Culicidae. The transcript has a single exon. Gene Ontology annotation, biological process: peptidyl-hypusine biosynthetic process. Gene Ontology annotation, molecular function: deoxyhypusine monooxygenase activity.